ACGCUUUAAUAUGUUAACGUUAAAAAUGCUGUACACAUUUUCUGAGUGCUUAAAGUCACCCGUCAAUUGUUCUUAAUGGAUAUGUACAACCUCUUUAGAGGGGCCAUCUGUGGAGCAACAACCUCUAUACAACAACAACAGCCUUCAGAACGUUAAUGUAAGAAUAAAUGGAAUAAUGGCGCGCACUGUAGCUGUGAUAGGAGCCGGGGCAAGUGGUCUUACUGCAAUCAAAUGCUGUCUUGAUGAGGGUCUUGAACCCACGUGUUUCGAGAGGUCAGAUUGUAUUGGAGGAUUGUGGCAUUAUUCAGAAAAGGUAAAAGAAGGCCAUACAACAGUAAUGAGGAACACAAUAGCCAACGUGAGCAAAGAAUUUACGGCAUAUAGCGACUUCCCACCCCCGGUCACACAACCUAUAUACAUGCACAACAAAGACUUUGAGGAAUAUUUAAAGUUGUAUGCAAAUAAAUUCGACUUAAAGAAACAUAUUCAGCUUGAGAAAGAGGUUGUUCGCAUCUACGAAACAGAUGAUCACGAGGUCACAGGUCGUUGGAAUGUAAAAGUGAAGGACAUUUCCAGUAACAACGUUGAUGUUUUCACAUUUGAUGCUGUCUUGAUAUGCACAGGAGUUUUUUCAGAGCCAAAUAUUCCCAAAUAUCCCGGGUUGGACCAGUUUAAAGGAAAACUAAUUCAUACUCAUGCAUACAAGGAUGCCCGUGGGUUCGACGAUAAGAACGUGGUUGUUGUUGGUAUUGGCAACUCGGCUAUUGAUGCCGCCUGCGACAUAAGUCACGUGUCACGUCAGGUUUAUGUCAGUUCUAGAAAUGGAAGCUGGAUUUUAGGACGUUUAAGUAAAUAUGGUCAGCCUAUAGAUAUGACAAUGAUUUCACGUUUUAUGUACACAUUAUUGACGUUCUUUCCUUCACUAUUGAAUAAACUUAUGAUGAAACAGUGCAAUACCAAAAUAGAUCACUUUCAAUAUGGCAUAAAUCCAAAAUACACACCAGCAAGAUCUAGCUCCACCGUGAAUGAUCAACUGCCCUACAUGUUACUUAUUGGUGCAAUCAAAAUGAAACCAGAUAUAAAGUGUUUCUAUGACAACGAUAUUGAAUUCGUUGACGGUACACGCGUCAACAAUGUUGACGCGGUUGUAUUCGGGACGGGAUAUUUACCAAAAUUUCCGUUUUUGGACACAAGUGUAUUCGGAGAGGACAAGACGCAGCUCUAUCUGACAAUGUUCCCGCCAGACAGACAAAAACAGCAGACGAUAGCCGUGAUCGGCUGCUUCAGAAUUAAAGGACCCCUGCUUCCAAUUGCCGAGAUGCAGUCACGCCUGGCGACCAGAGUCUUCAAGGGCAAAGUUUCACUUCCUAAUCGUACAGUUAUGUACAAAGAUAUUGAGAAACAGAAGUUAUUGUCCAAGGAAAAGAGAGUGUAUUCUCUUCAGGCGGUCUCGCAGUUGGAUUUCUUCCCUUACAUGGAUCAGCUGGCUGGGAUGAUUGGCUGCAGGCCUAACUUCUGGAAGAUGUUUCUCACAGAUCUAGCAUUGGCUGUUCAAUGUGUAUUUGGACCUGGGACCUCUUAUCAAUUUCGGCUCGUGGGUCCCGGUAGCUGGGCUGGUGCGAGGGAAGCUAUUUUUACACAGUGGGAUCGCACUUACUAUACGCUAUCAGAAGGGAAGCAGAAGACAUUUAAGCCACGUCGACGAAAUAAACUUAAAUUAUUUCUCUUUGUGUGUUUAGUGUCGGUCGUUUUUACAGCAAUAUACAAGUAUGAUGUAUUUGAAAUCUACAAGCAGUAAAAUCCUUAUACGUGAACAAUGUGAACUGAAAUGAGGGCAAGAUUGGUGUGAAAAUGUACAUAUUCAUUUUAUUAUUUAAUUAGUAUAAUUGUAUCUGAUUUAUUAAAGAACAUUUCAGUUUGAUAAUAGUUCACAGAAACAUAGAUUUGUGUGAUUUUUCAGUAAUUAUGUAUAGUGAUGUUUAAAAGAUACAAAAUUUUAGCUGCAAGUCACGUUGACAUUGCCUGCAGUCCGCUCAAUAUAUCUUAAAUGCAAACUAAUCAUUGAACUUUAACUGUGCCAUAAUAUAGGAUUUUGUGAUUUUUUAAGGAAGACAAAAACAACAUUACUUUUGAAUACACGCAUUUGUAAAAAUAUGUUCUAACUAUGUAAUAAAAUUAUUGUUUUAUAUAAUAUACAUGUACUUUGUAUGCAUAAGGAAUGUAUUUCUUUCCAUUACCUGAGUAAACGUUGGAAAUUUAAUACA
Ruditapes philippinarum (Manila clam) is the source of this 2264-nucleotide messenger RNA. RefSeq names its product flavin-containing monooxygenase 5-like. The coding region runs from base 176 to 1798 and encodes 540 amino acids. The transcript has 8 exons. NCBI's taxonomy places the organism in Eukaryota, Metazoa, Mollusca, Bivalvia, Venerida, Veneridae. Gene Ontology annotation, molecular function: flavin adenine dinucleotide binding; NADP binding; N,N-dimethylaniline monooxygenase activity. The record is from RefSeq and is a predicted model, not a curated record.